AUGGCCAAAGGCGAUGAAUUUUUAUCGUUGACUCAUUUUGCCAUCGAGCCGGGUCUAAAACUCGCUCAAAAAUUGGUCGGUUAUUUUUGGGUGAAAAUCAACCGCGACUCACGGUCGAUGCCGAUGAGUCUCUGUGGUUGUCACUUUGGCUAUGAUAUAAGUCUCAAAAACCUCAAACCAGCAAUUAUAGUUUCUCUACAGAUUGUUUCACGCUUGUUCACACCGGCCCUUCCAAGAACUCGAAAACUCGCAUGCCCCGGGUCUAAUAAUGCUAAAAAAUUGGUCGGCCAUUUUUGGACGAAAAUCAACCGCGACUCACGGUCGAUGCCGAUGAGUCUCCGUGGUUGUCACUUUGGCUGUGAUGUAGGUCUCAAAAACCUCAAACUAAAUCACCCCCGAGUCAUGGCAAAAGGCGAUGAGUUUUUAUCAUUGGCUCGUUUGCCAUCGAGCCGGCCGGGUCUAAAACGUCCGAAAACAAGGUCGCCCAUUUUUGGGCAAAAAUCAACCUCGGCUCACGGUCGAGCCCGAUGUCUCGUGGUUGUCACUUUGGCUAUGAUGUCUAAAAGUUCUGAAAGCUCGGGUCGCCCAUUUUUGGGCGAAAAUCAACCUCGGCUCACGGUCGAGCCCGAUGAGUCUCGUGGUUGUCACUUUGGCUAUGAUGCGAUGCGUUUUUUUCGUUGGCUCGUUUUCCAUCGAACCGGGUCUAAAACUCGCUCAAAACUAAAUCGGCCAUUUUUGGGCGAACAUCAACCUCGGCUCACGGUCGAGGUCAAGGCCAAAGGCAAUGAGUUUUUAUCGUUGGCUCGUUUUGCCAUCAAACUGGGUCUAAAAUUGCUCAAAACUUGGUCGGCCAUUUUUGGGCGAAACAUCAACCUCGACUCACAGUCGAGGCCGAUGAGUCUCUGUGGUUGUCACAUUGGCUUUGAUGUGAUGAGUUUUUAUCAUUCGCUCGUUUGCCAUCGAACUGGGUCUAAAACGUCUCGAAAACAUGGUCGCCCAUUUUUGGGCGAAAAUCAACCUCGGCUCACGGUCGAGGCCGAUGAGUCUCGUGGUUGUCACUUUGGCUAUGAUUCAUUUUUUUGCAAGAAUCACCCCCAAGUCAUUGCCAUAGGCGAUGCGUUUUUAUCGUUGGCUCGUUUUCCAUCGAACCGGGUCUAA
Molecule: messenger RNA, 1158 nt
Organism: Dovyalis caffra
Lineage: Eukaryota; Viridiplantae; Streptophyta; Magnoliopsida; Malpighiales; Salicaceae
Source: the annotation of a GenBank genome assembly